GCUCGUGCGGCUACGCGCGGCUCCGAGUGCUUCCUGUUGUAGCAAACCUCCAGGAAGCUGAAGCGUGUGGACACUCGCGUUUGUACCGAUGGAUGCAGCUCAGUGACCUCCAGCAGCUCAGGACUCAUGCUCUCUCAUCUUUGUGCUGCCUCACUUGUCCUGUUCUUACUGUGGACCGCCAUGGCCCAGGUCGCCGGCCAGGAGGACAGAGAGAAAACUACUGCACUCAAAGAUUUGCUGUCGAGAAUAGACUUGGAUGAACUGAUGAAGAAAGAUGAACCUCCGUUCACUUUCCCCAAAACACUGGAGGAGUUUGAAUACACCUUCAGUGAGCAUGGUCAGCUCAGACAUAUAAAAACAGGAGAACCCUUUGUGUUCAAUGCCAGAGAGGAUCUUCACCGCUGGAACCAGAAACGCUACGAAGCUCUUGGAGAGAUAAUCACUCAGUAUGUUUAUGAGCUGUUGGAGAAAAAGUGCAACAUGACUAAAGCAUUCCUGCCAGUGGAUGCCACGGACGAUGAACCCACCAGUUUUAUCUACCUGAGCCCAGAUGCCCUGUCCAACCCGUCCAAGCUGCUGGUGUUGAUUCAGGGCAGCGGCGUAGUGCGGGCCGGUCAGUGGGCCCGUAGACUAAUCAUCAACCAGGACCUGGACUCAGGGACACAGAUUCCCUUCAUCACCAGAGCCAUGGAGGACGGCUAUGGUGUGAUGGUGCUCAACCCCAACGAGAACUACCUGGAGUUGGAGAAACCAGCCAGAUCAACUCCCCUGCCCUCUGCCACCGAACACUCAGACGAACCCGUCGAAAAGAAGGAACGUAAAGACGAUAAAGAGGGCAAAAAGAAGAGAGAAUUUUACGAGAAGUACCGCAACCCGCAGAAGGAAACAGAGACCGAAUGGAUCCCCGUACGAGAAAAUGGCUCCUCCGAGGAACACGUGCUAUACGUGUGGGACAACUUUGUGUCCAAAGCUGCAGCCAAGAAUGUCUUCAUCAUGGCCCACAGCUACGGAGGGCUGUCUUUCGUUGAGCUGAUGAAUCAGAGGGAAAUGCAGGUGAAGAACAGAGUGUGUGCCGUGGCGCUGACCGACUCCGCUCACAACAUCUGGCUUCAGGAAACCAGCAAAGGCACGCAGGAUUGGAUGCAGCAGCACUGUUGUAACUGGGUAUCGAGUUCAGAGCCUCUGGACACGCCGCUGGAUCCCAUGCUGCCAGACUGCCCCCGAGUCUCUGCAGCCACACUGCCUGCUGCCCACCUUUACCGCCAACCCCACCCCUCAUUGCCUCGCACCCCGGCUGGACAAGAGUAUCAGCCCAAACCUGCCUUGGGGUCACAGGGACUGCCAAAGCCUGGCCCACCCUGGGGCUCUUUAUUUAGCCAGCAGCAGGACAGGGUGUGCCAGCAUUCGCAGGUCGAGGGCAGGACAGGACCCACAAGCCCACUACCCUCGCUCGUCCCUUGCCCGUACCAUACCUAUCUGAGCUGA
Paralichthys olivaceus (Japanese flounder) is the source of this 1485-nucleotide messenger RNA. RefSeq names its product ARB2 cotranscriptional regulator A (gene arb2a). NCBI's taxonomy places the organism in Eukaryota, Metazoa, Chordata, Actinopteri, Pleuronectiformes, Paralichthyidae. Gene Ontology annotation, molecular function: siRNA binding. Gene Ontology annotation, cellular component: nucleus. Gene Ontology annotation, biological process: regulatory ncRNA-mediated heterochromatin formation. The record is from RefSeq and is a predicted model, not a curated record.